Molecule: messenger RNA, 4168 nt
Organism: Otolemur garnettii (small-eared galago)
Lineage: Eukaryota; Metazoa; Chordata; Mammalia; Primates; Galagidae
Gene: CPAP
Product: centromere protein J
Exons: 16
Coding region: 1-4014 (1337 amino acids)
Biological process (GO): centriole elongation; cilium assembly
Cellular component (GO): centriole; centrosome; nucleus
Molecular function (GO): tubulin binding
Source: RefSeq, a predicted model, not a curated record
AUGUUCCUGAUGCCAGCCUCUUCUGAGGUAAACAGUGGGCAGAACUUCUUAGCCCAGUGGAUGGCCAAUCCUUCCCGUGCUGGAGUCAUAUUAAAUCGUGAAUUUCCUAUUACGGAAGCAGAUGAAGAAAAGCGAGCAGCUUCAGAUAUUUCUACCAAUUUUCCUAUUAAAGCGCCACAUUUUUCUAAUAGCUUCAGCUUUAUAACUGAAGAAGAUUCACUUCAUGAAGAACAGAGGUUGGAGUCUAACAGCUCUUACAAACUACAGUCAGAUAAAUCUGAAACCCAUACAGUUUUUCCAUUAAUAAAAAAGGGACCUCAAAUAACAGCAUGUGAGGAUACUCCUGGACACCAAGAAGAUAACAAACAUGAUUUUAUCUCACAUCUUGCAAGUGAAUUCAAAGAAGUGACUUACAAAGACCCACUUUUUAAAAAACUUGAACAGCUUAAAGAAAUACAGCAGAAGAAGCAGGAACAACUGAAGAAACAACAGUUAGAGCAACUGCAAAGAUUUAUGGAAGAACAAGAGAAACUACUCACCAUGGUGUCUGGGCAGCACACACUUCCAGGUUUGGCUUUAUUGCCUGAUGAUCAGAAGCACAGAUCUCCAGGAAAUUCAGCUGCGGGGGAGAGAGCCCUGCCCUUCUCACCAUCGCAUGUCUGCCGGAAUCAAACCCAAGAAAAAACACACUCUUUGAAUAUUUUAUCUGACAAACAAAACAAUUUCUGUAGAGCUACUCAUCAAGAUUUUGUCUUAACUUCAAAAUGUGCACAGUAUCAAGAAGCACUUACGAAAAAAAAUGAUUCAAAGGAAGAAAACCAUAACUGUCCUAAGGGAGAAGGAAUUUUAUCAUGUUGGGAGAAAAUUACAGAACAGAUUCAGGAAGGAAACGAUGUGAGCUUGAAAAAAAUUGGUGACUCCUUGGAAGUGGUUAAUAUUGAAGAAAGGCCUAUUAAAGCUGCUAUCAGAGAACGGAAACAGACAUUUGAAGAGUACUUAGAAGAACAAAUUCGGUUGGAAGAACAAGAACUGAAACAAAAACAGCUAAGGGAUGCAGAAAGACCAUCGCUAAUUAAAGCAAAACCCAAACAGCCAUUCUUAAAACGAGGAGAAGGUUUAGCUAGAUUUACUAAUGCUAAAUCUAAGUUUCAAAAAGGAAAAGAAAGUAAACUCAUGACUGACCAGAGCACUGCAGAGGACCAACCUCUGUUUAAAAUAGAUAGACAACAAUUACAGCGGAAAACUGCUCUUAUAAAUAAAGAACUGUGUGCAGAGCACCCUACUAUUAAAAAGGACAAUAAAGGUAGAACCAAGAUUAGUUCUGCCACCCUCAGUCAGAAAGUGCUUAAGAGUAAUAAUAGGAAAAAUUUCUCUCCAUCAGGAUUGAAAAUACAGACCUGGAAAAAAUGUGAUGGGCAAUUCAGAGAUCAGGUCAAAUUCGAAAAAAAAGUUGAAGCUAAUAAUAAAGAAAAUGUACCUGAGUAUACAAAACCUGGUGAUACUGGUAGCAAAAUGUGGAAUAAGACACAAAGUAAAGAUAGACUUCCUCUUUCACCAGGGCCUGUCAGCUGUGCGGCUUCUAAGAGCUCAAAAAGUGAAAUCAUUAAAGAGGUAGAAUCUUCUCUUGAUAUUUCUCUUCAGAAAAAAUUAGAGACUUGGGAACGAGAAAAGGAAAAGGAAAAUUUGGAAUUAGAUGAAUUUUUGUUUUUAGAAAAAGCUGCUGAUGAAAUAUCAUUUUCUAGUAAUUCCUCGUUUGUGCUGAAAAUCUUAGAAAGGGAUCAGCAGAACUGCAGAGGUCACCGAAUGUCUUCCACCCCUGUCAAAGCUGUACAACAGGAAAAGACUGUGGCAGAUCCCAUAAUUCAGUGUAACCACAGUGAGGAUCUGGAUCAUAGUGUGUGUGAGAAGAAGAGUGAGUGUGAGGUGAUCCCCAAGCAGCUUGGCUCUGUGUCCUCACCUGAUGCGUUGAUGAAACAGUCUUGUGGAAUCAAUAGGAAAGCCUUCCAAAAGAGCAUUUCUGAAAAUCAGACUAGAUGGAAUGCAAGUGAUGAUGAAGGUGUUACAAACAGUGACAGUAGCACUGAAUCUGAGGAACAGCUUGAUGUUACCAUAAAACCAUUGACUGAGGUUAGAGAAAGAGGUUUUAGCAGCAGAGAGGAUAGUCCACACGUCUGCGAUAGCAGGGGGCCUUUUAGGGACACCAAGACACAAGAAGAUAAAAGAAGAGAUGUUGAUCUGGAUUUGUCUGAUAAAGAUUAUAGUAGCGAUGAGUCUAUUGUAAUGGAAAAUGUAAAACAUAAAAUGUCUGAGUCCUCAAGAAGACCCUCAUCUCUAAGUAUUAGUAAAAUUGACUUUGAUGAUGAAAGAACGUGGACUGACCUUGAAGAGAAGUCAUGCAAGCAUGCUAUUGGAGAUGAAGCCAUUUAUAGGACACCCCAGACACAUUACCCUAAUAAGAGUGAAAUGUGUGUCCUGGACAAAACAGUAAAAAGGAAGGUUGCACCAGUCAAGAAGGGAGAAGACUUGAGCAAGUCCAGGAGGAGCGGAAGUCCUCCUCCUCCAUCGGAGUUGAUGGUAAAAUUCUUUCCUUCUUUGAAACCGAAACCAAAGUCAGAUUCAUACUUGGCAAAUGCACCCAAGUUAAACAUAAGUCAAGACCAAUCACCUGGUGACAGUGCUCGAUCCCAGGUUUUGAGAGAGAAAGUUAUUGAAUUGGAAACAGAAAUAGAAAAAUUUAAAGCUGAGAACACAUCUUUAGCUAAACUUCGCAUUGAACGAGAAAGUGCCUUGGAAAAGCUCAGGAAAGAAAUUGCAGACUUUGAACAACAGAAAGCAAAAGAAUUGGCUCGAAUAGAAGAGUUUAAAAAGGAGGAAACAAGAAAGCUACAAAAGGAACGCAAAGUUUUUGAGAAGUAUACUACAGCUGUGCGAUCUUUUCCUGAUAAAAAGGAACGUGAAGAAAUACAGGCUUUAAAACAGCAAAUAGCAGACUUACGGGAAGAUUUAAAAAGAAAGGAAGCAAAAUGGUCAAGUACCCAUGGCCGUCUCAGGAGCCAGAUAGAAAUGUUAGUCCGAGAGAACACAGACCUUCGGGAAGAAAUGAAAGUGAUGGAAAGGUUCCGACUGGAUGCCUGGAAGAAAGCAGAAGCCAUAGAGAGUAGCCUCAAGGUGGAUCCUCGCGGGACUGCUGGGAAGAAAGGCGAGUCUAUGAACCCUUCUGUUCGAUUUCAAAAGAAUCUCAUUUCUUCAGGAACUCAGGUAGAAAAAUACAAGAAAAAUUAUUUGCCAUCACAAGGGAAUCCACUUCAGAGAUCAAAGUCUACACGUCCUUGUGACUUAGGCCAUUCAGAUAAGGGGCAGGCUGCCUCACCCAGGGAAGCACUGGAACCAGUGAACUUCCCAGAUACUGAAUAUAAAGAGAAGGAAGAAAAAGAAGAAGAAAUACAGGGAGAAAUCAGUCAUCCUGAUGGAAAGGUAGAAAAAGUUUAUAAGAAUGGGUGUCGUGUUAUACUGUUUCCCAAUGGAACUCGGAAGGAAGUGAGUGCAGAUGGGAAGACUGUCACUGUCACAUUCUUUAAUGGUGACGUGAAACAGGUCAUGCCAGAUGAGAGAGUGAUCUACUACUAUGCAGCUGCCCAGACCACUCACACCACAUAUCCAGAAGGACUAGAAGUCUUACAUUUCUCAAGUGGACAGAUAGAAAAACAUUUCCCAGAUGGAAGAAAGGAAAUCACAUUUCCUGACCUGACUGUUAAAAACUUAUUUGCUGAUGGACAAGAAGAAAGCAUUUUCCCAGAUGGUACAAUUGUCAGAGUACAACGGGAUGGCAACAAAAUCAUAGAGUUUAAUAACGGCCAAAGAGAACUACAUACUUCCCAGUUCAAGAGACGGGAAUAUCCAGAUGGCACUGUUAAAACUGUAUAUGCAAAUGGUCAUCAAGAAACAAAGUAUAUAUCUGGUCGAAUAAGAGUUAAGGACAAGGAUGGUAAUGUUCUAAUGGACACAGAAUUGUAAUGAUUCUUGUGUGACUAAUCAUGAAGUAACACUAACUGAUUGACUUGUUUUAAAAAUGUACAUUUCUUGCAGAUUCACUCAUUAUAUAGAGUGUCUGUGUGUACAAGUGGAAAAGAUUGUAUGGGUUCUAAAAUAAAAGUUUGCCCUGUAGCAU